CAGAAAAUCCGUUCUGACAAGGUCAGAGCUUAUGGUGUGUGUAGCUAGACAUAGAUUUAGCUAUAAAUAUAUUCGUAUAGUAAAUGGGUAAGUAAAAUUUAAAGGGAACUGUAGUAAUUAUUUUAUAAAUGUGUUAAUAUAAUUGUUUUUUUUUUAAAAUCAAGUGAUAGUUAAGUAGUAUUAAUUACUUCACAUUGUUUCAUUUUUAUCUUCUAUGUGUAAUCGGGGAGGCGGAAGGGGUAAUAUAGGGAGUGCAGCCUUGAAAAUUAAAGUUGGCCGGGCAUUGAAAAAUGCUAUAAAUAACAAAACAGCACAUGAUAAAAAGUAAAAACCAUCCCUGACACAGAGUUAGUGAAUUGUAAUGUCUAAUUUUACACUUGCAGAAUUUUAAAUUAUAAAUAAUCAAACUUGGUUGAUAAUCAUACUAAAUAAUCUCAUUGUAGAUAUGUGAAGUUUCCAUUAGUAUGAAGUCGUUUCCAAGAGGCAAAGUAUUCAUUUUAACACUUAUGUUUUUUGGUAUGUAUCUCUUUUCUAAAUGUUUAAUUUUCAAAUUUAGAUAUCAAUUUUGUAUAGUGUUGUAUUUUUUUUAAUGCUGUUUUGUUAAUUAAGCAUCAACACUAAAAAAAAUAAGUCCAUUAAAUUGUAAACUAGACAUGAACAAAAAUGCCAGGGUUAAAUAAGCUUUGUAAAUUACUAUGAGCACACUUGUUUUGAACAGAAAGGAGUCAUUGUUAGAAGUUUGGAAAUAUUUUUUUUAAAAUGAAAAUAAAUAAAAUAAACGACAAACCUGAAUGUAUUGAUAUGAAAUUAAUUUUUAGUACGGCUGGAAACAUACUUAUUUCAGAUAAACACAAUGUCAAACUCCUGUUUCUAACAGAUUGGUUAAUUCAUCAAGUUCUGUCACACGUUUUAAUCCGUCCUACCAGCACUGAAUCAACUCAAGCCCUUUUCAUAAAAAAUUACACAUUUAAAAUCUAAGUAGAUUCACAUACUGUUACUUCCAUCUACCCAUGUAAAGCGCAGCUCGCAGACAGACAGAAAUAGAACACAUCCUAUUUCCACAAAGUUCCAUUUCCGACUGCCAGACGGAUAAAACCUACGUCACAAAACAGAAUAGACAAUACGUGACAAGGAGCAUAAAAGUAUGUCACCAAGUCAAGCGCGGGAAGAGCGUUCACUAACUUAUAAAGUCUAAAACACACACCAAUACUUUAAAAAAAAUAAUAAUAUUAAGUGGCAACAAUUAUUAAUGAACUCCCAUACUCGACACACAGCAAGCUUGUGUUCUAGUGUAAAUUAAAAUAAAUGUUUGCUAUAUCGGUAUAUUUUAAAUCUGGACUACACAUUUUCACUAGAAGUGCGUCUUUACAAAAUGUGUUUGUGUAUAUUUUAAAAGUAUAAGCUUCUUCUUUUUUCCACAGGUCUCUCUUACGCCGAUUGGGUAUCUAUAGGACAAUCACAUUCGUUUGUAUGUACAUCACUUGGAGUAGAAAGAUACGCUUCUUUUACUUGGAGAAAUAGUGUUUAUAAAACUAUGUUUUUGUGUGAUUCGCUCGAAAAAGAAUGUGUCCCAGCCUUCGAUACACUUCUAGAUCUUUACGAUGUCAACAUAACAUCAGAUGCUUCAAAAUAUACAUCCGUUUUUACAAUAAAAUAUGUUGUUCUAUCACUACAUAAUACAACUUGGUAUUGCAACGUUGAUUCAGGCUCUGGGCUACGAAAUACUUCACAGUAUAAUCUUUACGUUUAUGGUAGGUUUUAAUUUUUAUGGUUUAUAUUCAAUCCAUGUAAAACAAGGUUUUAGUUUGUCUUUGCUCGAUUAAACAUCUAGCCUUAUGAAAAAAUUAUUCAUCUUUCUUCUGGUGUCUUUAUAUUUUUUAAAAUCUUAAUCUUUGCUAUGACAGAAUUGUCAAUUGUUAGUGUCAGUCCAUGUGGAUGUUGAUUUUUACAGCCCGCUACCAAAAAAGUAUCUACUUUGCCAGCAUAUCUCUCAAUAUAUAGAAUAAAUUUUCGCCAUUAAUUUUCUUUCAUACUCAAGUGCUUGAAAUAUGCUGGCAAUGCUUUAAUGUUAGAUUAUUAAGGGGAUACCAAACACUAGAAAAAGUGAUUUAUAACUUAUUAAUAUAAAUGAAAUCAAAAUUUAAUUUUUAAAAAAAUAAUAAUAAUGUUGCGUAAUGAAUUUAAAACUUAUUUUCAGCUCCACCAACGAGUCCAUCUUGUUUCAAUGUAACACUACAUGAUGAUGUAAAUAUUACAGUACUUUGCUUCACUGAAAAGGUUUUUCCAGAAGCUCUGUGUAUAUUUUACAUCAAAACAAAUGUAAGUUUUUGUUCAUUAAAGAUUUUAUUUGGCAAAAGAUGUAAGAUAAUAGUUGGAAAUCUCGGCUCUAAAAGUAACUUGAAAUUCUGCAACUAAAUUCCUUAUUUAUUACAAUAGUAUUUGUUUAAUUUUAAGUGCAAAUUUUCGAAAAUGGGGCUAUUAGAUUAUCUAUAUCAUUCCAUGUUGCUCUGUAUAUUUUUGUGUGGAUGAAUCAUCUCAUUUUAUAUUAGUAUUAAUUUGAGUCAAGUACUCUAAGAUAAAGUUGUUCAGUCGAAUGGGCUUUGACCACCUUAUUCAUCGAAUGUGUGCUAAUUUUGAUGUUAGUUGUGGAUGCACUGAUUGCUGAUGAGACUCAUUCUUGCACGAAAUGUUCUUGUUCAGUAAGUGAAUGCGAUUAAUAUGAGUGUUAACCAAGGCCUUUCUGGCAUUUCGUUUUUGCUCUGCAGCCGCUGUUCUCUUAGGUUCAUGUUGUAUGAUGACUUUUUUCCAAAGAUUAACGCCACGAUGCACGGUCCUUUGCCAUAACUUCCUUGGUUUUACGUUAUAUACGGAGGCUUUCAGUGAGGAUGUUAGUCUAACUUUAAAGCGAUACUUCUCCCCACCAUCAAACUGCUUUUUGCAUGCUCGAGCUCAUCAUAGAUUGUCAUAUAAAAUUCAUUGGACAAGCGGUGGGCUGAAAUGUUCACAUGUGCCACCUAGUGAGCCUUGGACUGCAUUAAAUGAUAAAGAUAUUGGGGUGAAAUACAUUUGCGAGUAUCAUAGUUGGGACCCUAUCCUGCCAUUUGAUGUAGAGGAUAUUUCUGAAACGUGUCGAAUAAAAUUGGUUCAACAUUAUUGUAUUGCGUGGAUAGACCGUCCAUGUUUCACAGGCAUAGAGAAAUGUAAUGUGCAGAUCUCUUCGUUUAAGUGUUGCUUUCUCGCUUGCUCCAAACAUUCUUAAACUAUUUGCCUUAUGUUCAAACAGCUCUUGCAAUAUACAUCUUAACCUAGUUACCAAUGCUUUGAAACAGUGUGCUGCCAAGAUAUGAGAAGAUUUGUACCACUUAACGAUUUUCUGCUUAUACUUUAACGUUGGGCUCAACAUAAGAACUUUGAGGAGUCAGUUUUUAUAGGAUAAACGUUUUUUUUUUUUCAUGUGAACGAAAUUUGUUUCAGGCGCUGGAGAUAUCAGUAACGCCGCGUUGAAAAUCCACCCUGAAUACGCUUUUAGGGCUGAAACAUCGACAGAGAGUAGUUCCUUUAUGUGAAUGUCAGAAUCUUGGAUUUGACUUUUAACAUCUUCAAGUUGAAAGGCUACUAGGGCUGAGCAGAGUAAAAAAAAUGUAUACCUUGACUGGACCGGGAUAUAUUCAGACUAUAUUCGUAAAAUACAUUUCAGGACUACGCUCCAUAAAAUAGCUAAAGAUAAUGAGAAAUGUGUGCGAUCCAUUUGGGUGCAGGGAAACAUACGUGCAUAGUAUGAUCAGCUUUCACCAAUGCAUUAAAUUUGAAGGCUUCAUAACACUAAUAGCUUGAUAUAAUUGUAAAACAACGGUUCUCAACAUUGUUAGUGCCGCGAUUUCUUCAUAACUUUAGCCAAGUUGUGGUGACCAAUACCAUAGCACACAUCAAACAGAACUAUGAUAUAAAAUUAGUGAAGCUUGUUGUAGAAGAUUUUAUAUUUUUGAUAACAACUUACGCACACAUUUAAAAUAACUCUUUGUUAAAUAAUGCUGGUGUUAUAAUCCUAACUACCUAAUAUUUCCGAUAUUUGAGUCACUAAUUGCAUGACUCUUGAAAUAAAUUAUAAUUCAGAAAUUAUAUACAAGUAAAUAGAAAUUAGCCGCAAACAGAAAGACCAAAAACAUGUGGCUGCUUAGUAUAGGGGGACCAAGCGUCCUGUAAAAAAGGGAUUGUCUUGUUUUUACACGAUUGUACCCGUUGUCCUGAAAAUGUCUUUUCGGACGCCGAAAUGUCCCAUUUUUUUUUUAACCAAACACAUUUUCAAAUUACUGAAACUUCGUAAUUCAUAAUAUAACUUAAAAUAAUAUUUUGCCUUGCUGUCUAGCCAGUGCCAGUAGUGAUGUGGGCUCGCGUGAUGGCUGCACUGUUCCCCUCCACCAGUGUCCCUGCCAUAGAUCCUUUAUGUAAUUGUAUACCGAAAGACAAGAGACUUGAAGCCGGGGGGGUGAGGGGAUGUAAAUGUGCAGAAAACAAUUUUGAUUCAAAGACCGCUACGUGUGAUGUGUUAGUCUUAUGUGUGAUCCCUACCGGCCUGUUCGUGUCCGGGCGUCAUGUGUUUGUUUUUGGUGUGAACUUUAUUCUUUAAUUUUAUAUUAUCUUCUCAUGUAGACAAUAAUUAUGCCCAAGCGUCAAUGUAAGGUUAUGGCUGAGUAUUCGAAAGAGUGGAACUAUAUUAAAAAGGGACGCUAUGAAAGUGAAGCCGAGUGCACAGUUUGCAAAAAGGAUUUUAAUAUUGGUCAUGGCAGGCGUUCAGACAUAAAACAACACAUCACAUCAGUGAAACAUAGGAAAAGACUGAGUGCCCCAAGUAGAUUUCUAGGUUGGAUUUUUUAGUGAAAAGGGGCAUUUUUCAAUAAAAAGUCCCCGACCGAUGCCGCAGGACCCCUCUUUAACUGGCGGGUAUUUCCCCGCCCAGACAACCCCCCCCCCAAAAAAAAAAACAAAACAACAAAACAACAACAACAACGAAACAACCGUCCUUGAAAGCGUCCCGUUUUUUACAAAUCUUAAUUUGAUCUCCUUAGGUUAGUAAUCAUCAUUCAGUCAAAAUAUGAAAUAAAAUAUUAAUUGUCAAUGGAAUGUUACAUGGUCAAAACUAAAGAUAGGAAUCUUGCUAAGACACAUUUCUAUAUAAUAUUCGCAACAAAUAAAUAUUAUUUCAAAAGGUUUUUACUUUUAUUUAGCUUAAGUUUACUUCCGCACCAAGUGUGGUCAUUUUUAAAUUGGACAACUGUACAAUCAAGGUUCUUAAGACUAGCACCAUUUUUUUUUUAAAAUCUGCUUCCGUUAGUUUUGCCGGUGUUGGUUAUGUUCCGGAUGAGCCUCUGCUUGGCGCUUCUUUGUAUUGGCGCACUUAACUGGUCCACACCCAGUUUUACCAUUGACUAUUGUAAAUACAUGGUUUUAAUUUAUUUAUUUGUUUAAAUUAAUAGUUAAUAUAGUCAAUGGUAAUAGAACAAUUGUAAGAAGCACUGGAGGAGUUAACAUUAGGAAAUCAUAUAAAUACUGUGAAUUUUCUCAGAACAUCGUUUUCAUCAGGAGGUAAUUUGAGUAUCGUUGAGACAGAUUUAAUUAUUACAUUGAAGAAAUUUCACAACAGUUAGAUUAAGCAACGGUAGACAACUUUUGGUAAAGUUCAUACAAUUAAGUUAUCCUAAGUUUUGUCCGUGUCUGAGUAUCACUUAACUGAAAUCUUUCUGGCAUAACAUGGAAGCCUCUGAUUUUAAAGAAAAAACCUAAACCUCUUUUAUUGAAUGUAGGAUUUGAAAGAAUGGUUUGGGAUGUAGGAAUAAGAACAUGAUUUCGUUUAUGUAAGUAGCGGGGUAAACAUUUUUUAGAAGAGUUUAUAAAGAUGAGAGUAAAAUAAUUAACACGUCAAUUAAAAUGUUUUUAAAAUAGAACGUUAAGUAUCAGUUUGAAAAGCAAAUAUUUAUAUAUUUAUGUAUAUAUAUAUAUAUAUAUAUAUAUAUAUAUAUUUAUAUAUAUGAAUAUUUCAUUCUCUCUUUUUUCUUGCUUGCACUUUUAAUUUUUAGUUACUAAAAUGUUGUAGUUAGUACAUUACUCAUAAAACCGUUUAUAUGUACAUUUUUCAAAGAGCAUCAAAGGACACAAUACCGUUUGUUUGACGCUGUUAAUUACUAUAGGCGAUCCCAAAUGAUAUUUAUCAAACUUAACCAUUGCUUUUAAACAAAAAUAUAUAACAACAAAAGACUUGCAUAAUUAUUGUAACUCGUAUGUUAGGUUUUUUUUCAGUCAUAACAAAAAUAACGCUAUUAUGGCGUGAAGAAAAUAAAAAAUGUCGCCUCCCUUAUAACAUAAUUACAUAACACAUUAACCCACAGAAUUAUCUUUUUUUUUUAAACUUCAAAUAAAUAUUCUCUAAAGAAUACAAGAGCCGUGGAAACUAAAAAUGGAUCGCUUACAUAUCAACAUGGGCCAUCAAGCAGUGCAGGAUACAAUCGAACAGAAUGUACGUACACUGUGUCUGCUGACAUCAUAGGACCUGGAUCCCAUGUCUUCUAUGUUGAAAUGUUUGCACACAUCACGUCAAAUGUAGCAGAGGAAAUGAAGAGGGCAAGUCAAUACACAGAUAGUGUCAAAAUUGGUAACGUAUGUGAAACGAUAUUUUGAAAUAGGUUAAACGUAGCAUAACAAUUUAUAUGCUCACCAAAAUAAACUACAUUUCGACCACAAUAAGCUUUCCCCCUUUUUGCUUGUGUUUUCUUUAUAUUGCUCUGUCCUAUUCAUAUCGGCGUACGCAGUGCUACCGGUAAGAUACGUGGAAGGCGCAAUUAACCAAGUGUUGGAUUUUUUUUUUCUUCUUUUUUUUUUUAAAUGGAAGGUAGGCAUUUUCGGGCUCCUGAAAAGUUUAUUCGUUAAAGAAGGGAAGCAAAAUCAUUUUCCCCGGUAACACUAACACUUGGUACGCCUCUGGGUUCAUGAUUCAUGAGCUAAAAAAAUUAGAAGGCGACUCUUUUGGAACAUCAGUCGAAAGAUUUUAUUUAAAAACUACUUUUACUAGAUAGUCGAAUAAAAAAAUUUUAUGGGAAAAAAAAAGCAACAAGCAAAUGAUUACAAGAUGGAAACAUGUCUACGUGUUAUGGUGAUUAAAAAUGUGGAUAUAAAUAUAAGUUCCUUUAAUUGGCCUCAAACAGAUGGUGGUUUUCAAUAUAUUUGUUUACCUAUGAUAUUUUUGUCUUUAGUGCUAUUUUGUUUAAUUUCAUCAGCCUAUUCCAUUUGAUGGUAGGUUGUUUUGCAUAGAAACUGUUGGUGAAGUUCUUGGUGUGGGGACACAGUCUUUAAAUGAUAGUCGGGAGAUUUAUUUAAAUGAAACAAAUACAAGAAGACUUAAAUAGUUGUAUUGUCUUCAUAUCCUUUGUCAGUGUGGAAGAUCCUUAUAUGUAAGGUAAAUUAAUCAUUAAGUUCAAUUGUUUCUUAAUACUAGUCUUUAAGUAAUUUUAGAAGAGUGGCGAUGCACCUGACAUUGAAAUAUGUGGACAUGUGUUGUUUUUGUUUUUUUUCAAACAUAACCAUAAUUUUAGUUCUGCAUAUUAAUAUUAUGUUAUAUUCAGGGUUGCCUGAAGCCGCCCUUUCCCCAGAUUGUCAAGUCAACGACUACAUCAAAGAAAACCAAAAUCGAACGUGUACAUGUUAUGACAAAAGUCAGACUUUUUUACCAACACAAGUCACCUGGUCUGUUGGCGAUAUGCAAGAUAGGCGAUUGGUUUUUCUUUCACAACGUCCUUCUUCUGGUAAAUAUACGUGUACUUGGAUCUUUCUUCAAAGUACUUCAAUAUAUUUUUUGUAGAGUUUCUCUUUAAUGAACAUAUCUUUACCAUUACUCGGCGGGGAUACAUUAUUUUACAUUUGCCGAUUCUGUGACUAUCACUCUCACUAUUCCCAAAAUAUUUCAAGCUAUUUGAGUAAUCUUAUAGGUUUUGUUUUCGGGUAUUUUUAGGUUGCCAUCUUUUACUUGUCAAUGGUUGUUCUAAGUUAAAUCAGUCACGAUGCUUUCUGUAUUGCUGGAAAGAUUUCUCUAAAAAAAGUUACUAGGAUUAAUUUGUGUGCAGAAUGUGUUUAAAAUGUCCCUAUUUGUUAGAAUAAAUAUGAAAUAAUAAUUUAAAGAAAAAAAUAAUAAAAAAAUAUGUGUGUUAAAUUUGCUUUAAUGUUUAACAUUAUAUUUAAACUGUAAUAUUCAUAAAUAAUAAAAUAAUGAUGAUGCAUUUCGUAUCUCUAAAGCGACAUCUUAAAAAUAACCCAGCAUACAUUUGCUUGCUAGUGUAUGUUUUAUUUAGUAUGGGUAUGUGUAUAUAACUAUGAAUAUUUAUAUAUAUAUAUAUAUAUAUAUAUAUAUAUAUAUAUAUUUUGAAGUAAAUAAAAGACAUACAAACAGAUAAUAUGUAUUUGUUUUUUGUGUGCUGCAAUUUUAAAAAUAAAAUUCUAAAGCGACAUCUUAAAAAUAACCCAGCAUACAUUUGCUUGCUAGUGUGUGUUUUAUAUAGUAUGGGUAUGUGUAUAUAACUAUGAAUAUUUAUAUAUAUAUAUAUAUAUAUAUAUAUAUAUAUAUAUAUAAUUUGAAGUUAAUAAAAGACAUACAAACUGAUAAAUUGUAUUUGAAUUUUGUGUGCUGCAAUUUUAACAAUAAAAGCAAAACAGUGUCAUGUCCAUUUGUUUCAGACAACACCAUUUACACCUGCACCAUUUCAAAUCAAUUGAAUUGGAUAAAACAAAUAAAGUAUGAACCUAAAGUUACUUGUAAGUGAAAGUUUAAUUAGUAGUUGAUUUAAAUCGUUCAUAUUUCUUAUUGAAACAAUAAUCUGCAUUAAAUCACAACUAAAAAAUUUGUUAGAAAGAAUGGAUUUUUUAAAAUUUUAUUUAGAGCCAUUUUUAUUCUGUAUAUAAUGCAUUUCAUUCAUUUUAUAAUCAAGAUACAAUGACAUUUACUGACUAAAAAUUAUUAUUGUACGCGUGAAUUUUUGGUAUAAAAAGUUGUUGAUGAGAGUUUUUCUGUGAGUUGUAGUUCGUUGAGUUGUUUCGUGAUGUUGACCUUUGAGAUAUGUGAAAUUUUUAUUGUGUAGAGAUAUAAAAGGCAGUAAAAUGACGUUCUUGGAAAGAGAGAGAGCGAGAGAGAGAGAGAGAGAGAGAGACUCAGUGGUUAGUUUGCAGGAUAGUGCAAGUGCUAAUGUUGUCAGAAUAGGAACGUUUUGUGAACUGGCAGUUACUAUGGUAAUAAAGAAUUAUGAUAUCUUCUUUUAUUGAAUGUUAGUUGUUGAUCUUAAGUGUGGACUAAGAAUGACUGUGUGACAUUUAUUUAAUAGGAAAUAUCAUACAAUUAUUUAUUUUUGUACACUUCAAGAAAGAAGCUAGAAACAUAAAAAAGUACAUAUGAGAAUUUAAAUAUGAUAUUUAAGUAACACACAUUUAAAGGCCUAUUCUUUUAAAUCUCCAUAGUUUUGUUUAAUCCAAUCAAAUGUCAAGUAUUCCUAGAGAAAAUGAAUGACGAAAAUGAUGUUACUCUAACAUAAAUCCAUUCUUUUCUUUUCAGACGGUCCUGACAAUGUCAUCCUUACCCUAUUUAAUACCUCGCUUGACCAGUGUGGUAAUAACGGUGCGUAUAUUUCCGGGACUUGUACAGUUAGUGACAGCAAUCCUGACCCUACAGUGUAUAUCUACGUCAGCAACUCUCCGGUGACAUCACAGCAUAAAGUAGCUAAAACUGAUUACCGUUUCAGCCAAGUCAUUUCUGAAAGUGGAAUUGUCUAUGUUUUGUGUCGUGCUGUCAAUUCUGUUUUUGAGGAUAUUUCUUCUGAGAAAAUAAGUUCUAUAACAGUGAAAGGUAACGUUGGCUUUCCUCUAUUCCAAAAAGAAAUUAUUUAAUUUUAAAUUUACAUAAUAUUUCUGGCAUCAAUCUGUAUAGACUUCGCAGGACGAAAUGAAAAGGUCUUGGUUUCUUCGUUAGGAGGAUAAGCUGGUUCAAUGGAGAGCAGAUCGCCUCUCUCUCUACUCUCCUGGAAAACCCACGGGAAAUCAUGUGUGUAUGAUGUAUCUAAACACCAUUUUUAGUUACCAGAAUAUUCAUUUUAUGAAGGUUAUCCCCCUACGUGACUUCAAAAGUUCGUUUGAGUUCAGAGUUUGCCUUCUCUUAGAUGAGUUGCCAUUCAAGGUUAACAAGUCAAAUCCACUCGGGUUACUGGACAUGUGUUUUGCUUGUCUUGGCUUUUGUGGGGAUUAACCUCAAGACCACCAAAAUUUUAGACUAACAAUCAUAAUAAUGAUGAAAACUUGUUUUAUGGAAUUUAUAUUUAUUAAUAAGUUUACAUUUAGUUCCUAACUUUAAUUACAUUUAACCGCAUAGCAUUUUCCCGUUUAUUAAAUAAUGAAAAAGCUAUCCACGUCUGGGUAAAUACGCUUAUGUUUAGUUUCAAUAAUUUUUGUAGUUGAGUUCAAAUAAUCAAAAGAGCCCUGAAGCCUUAGUAUAUCAACGAAACACUUAAUUUGUACCCAUUUUAGGACCACCUGAAGCUCCACAAAUAUCAUCUAUGUCAGGAAAAAGCACCAAAACUCUUACUGACGGAAACCAGCUGCAGGUCACAGAAGGAAACACAGACAUCGUGUGUGAAUCUAGAGGAGGAUUUCCCCUGUAUAAAAAUUUAACACUUGUCUGUGGGACCAACACACAAACUAAUGAACGUAAUUUGUUGAAAUAAUAUAACAAAUAACAUCAUAUGUUAUGUGGCUUAAAUAAUAAUAUAUAUUUUGUUAUGUAUUUGUAAAUAAUAUGAUAAUUUAGAACUAAUACCAUGGCUAUAAAUUUACACAAAAAAAAUUAAAUUAAAUUAAGUAUAUUAAUUUUGCUACUCUCAUUUCCAGAAAGCGAUACUAUAAGUAUGACACUCAAAGUGUCACGUGACAUGCAAGGUGUUAAUUGCACGUGUGUUGUAUGGCAUGAAUCGAAAUGUUUGCACAACUUCGUCACAGUGACUCUCAAGCUUCCUCUGGGUAUAUCAUUUACUUACUAUCUAAUUAUGUUCACUGUCUCAAUUAAUUUAAUUACAGAUAAAGAAUUUUUAACAAAAUAUUUAAAAGAAUUAAAAAGUAUAAAACUGUAUUUUUAGUACCUUAAUUUAAAUCAUUUUAAUACAUUUUCAAUUUUAAUAAUUUCAUUUCUUUCAACGAAAUGAUUAUUCACUUUUAUAAUGAAACAGAAAAACAAACAUCUCUCUUUGCAUUAUGCUGUUUUUUGUGUGUUAUUCUUCGAGUUAAUUUGAAUUGUUAAGAACUAUUGACCAUUAGUCAGAGAUAGUACUUGAGUUACUGAUUUUUGAAAGCAUAACAUAAUUCUAACAGCCACGAUGAACUUCUUCAGAUGAACAAAACAAUGUAGGUGCCAUCAUCGGAGGAGUCAUUGCACCAAUCAUUGGCGUUGUGUUGAUUGUAGCAUUGACAGUAUUUUUGGUUAAAAGACGUUCAAGUAAGUCAUUAGAUGAGGUUGACAUAUUGAAAUGCACCAAAAGAAAGCCUUAUAUUAUUUUCUAAUCAAACUAGAAUUCUUUUUUUUUCCCUAUUAUUGAACAAAAAUCUUUCCAAUGAGCACUAAGCAAAUGAAUUUAUUCACCUAUGAUUGUUUUUAGAUUUAAUAAUCCCCUUUCACGCUGUUGUGUGCUGUAGGUAUAUUUGGCCGUUCAUUGGAUGUUGCUACUUUGUGUGCUCUCUUAUUUCCUUAUGUUCUGAUGUCCUGGUAUCCACUUUAAAGUUAGCUUACGUUUUUGGGAAUGUGUUUAUUUUUGAAGUAGGGAUUUAUUAUUUCUUUUUAAAAUGAUUUUCAGUCGCCUGAUGUAAAGAAGGUUUUUAAGUCAAACUUCGUCAUACAUUGUACUACUAUUUCCUUCAUUUAAUGCCCUGAAAUAUGUAUUGGCAAUUGAAAAUAAAUUUAAGAUAAAGAAAUAGUUUUGGGUGUUUAAAUCCUCUUUAUCGAUUUGAAGUUGGAGUCUUUCUUUUUGUAGAGUUGACUCAUCAAGCAUUGAUUUUCUUUCUAUUAAAUGACUUGUUCUCAAAUUAUCAAUUGGUCAGUGGCUUUAUUGGUUUUAUGUACCUUUUAUAUAUCUCGAUAAAGGCUCCCACUCUUCUGAGAUUUAGUUACUCAGUAUUAGUGUGCAUUUCACUUCCUGCUAUUAUUUUUCUUAAUUUACCACAAAUAAAAAUAAUUUAAAAUGUAUAUAUACAUAUAUAUAUAUAUAUUAACUUCUUGACUUUAAAAUUGUGUACACAUUACUGUAAUGUCUGCAUUACUGCAUGUUGACUCUAGCGCAAGCCAGUUUUCAACCACUGAUCAAACAGAUCGUUAGUUCUACGGACAAAGUGUUUACUUGUUAGCACACCAUGAGGCAUUGGCCAGGAUUUAAACAAUGUUUAGCCUUCUUGUUGACUUUACGUUCAAAUUUUGUGAUGGGUAUUAAACUUGCCACCUAGAUGUGUUGGGGUGGGUUCGUUUUUGAGAAUUUAUGUUUGUGGGGAUAUUUUGAUAUCUUAUUAUUGAAAAACAAAUAUUUUUUAUUGGUAUAGUUUAAUUUCAGUUUGCAUGUUUCACAAUCUGUACUAAGCCUUAUUCGGAAAAUAACAGAAAAUAAAAUAUGCAUAAGAAUUCAAAUAAAAUGAUUACAAGUGAACAUUUUAAAAUAACAAUGAUAAUAACCUGUAACUCGAUAUAAUUGACUGAUAUAAUUGUACAAUAAAAUGCUUCUGCUACUCAAAAAAAAAAAAAAAUAGUUGUUAUUUUAAAUUAUUAAACAAAUAGUGUUUUUAAUAAAUUACAUGUGUAUUCUAUCUAUAUUUGAAAAAUUGUCAAAGAUAUCGCCAUAAAUUCUUCUAUCGUUUAUAAUCAAAGACAUUUUUUUUUCAGAUAAACUCAAACGACAGUUACAAGAAGCCAAUGCAAAGUAAGUUGAUUUUGUACUAACAUCGUAUUAGAAAAAAAAACGUACAAUGACACUUUUAUAUUAAACUUAAACGAAAACUUAGGAAUAUAUAUAAUUAAUUGCAAAAGCAAGAAUUGUUUUUAAUUAAUAUAUAUAUACGUUUAUAUAUAUUGAAAUUAAUUUGAAAAUUAAAACAAUAAAUUAUAUUUCAUAAUAUGAUAAAUAUAUGUACAUUUGUUUGACAGUUAAUCAAUACUUAAGAAAAAUACGUUAAUUUUGUAAACAAGAAAACUUUUUGAUCUAAAUUUUAAUGUUGUAAUUCCAGCAAAAUGCAAACGUACUCCAACGUUCAAGGUAAGAUAGGAAGAUUCAUUUUUUUUUUCGUUUUUACUUACAAUGAUCAAAUUGUAAAUCAGCAUCAAUAGAGAUUUGGUCCAUGCGACUAAAUUUCAUUGCUAGAAUUGUUAAAAUUGUCUUUAAUUUUAGUAUUUAAAUGAAAUAAUUUCUAAAACUUACUUAAUUCACUUUAUUAUUAAAUUCCUAAUCGUCCUUGUUUUUGGGAUGUCUAUAAAAUCAAAUAAAAAAUACUGCGUUUUUUUCAAGUGUCAGAUUGGAAAGGAAAUGCUCUAUAAUAUUUCAAAAGAGCACAAAUUGGGUUUAUAUGCGAUUAAAGGAAAUUAUUUUAUAUUAAAUGACAAGCAGCAAACACAUAUUUAUUAGAAUCCUGAAAACAUGAUGUGCAGGCUCUUUCACGUGUGUAAAUUAAAAACAUUGUUUAUACUGUCAGAAUAAUUUAAGUAAUACAUUAAAUUUCACCAUAGUUGUUCAUAUAAAGGUUCCUUGGCUUUUAUCUGCUUGCUUUUAUAAUACUCAAGCUCUUAUUCUUUUUUUUAAACUUUUUAUUUCAAGCGAGUGAAGACUAUAUGAACUCUGACACUCAUCAGUAUGAAAGACCUAGCAUUACGCAUGACGACACUACUCACGCUGAUGUGCAUACACCACGUACUAUCAGGCAACCCAAGUUACCGGAAAAUUAUUCAGACACCAAUGUUCUUGGAGGAUUUAUUGAACAGACAAAUAGACAGCAACAACCUAAAGAAAACAAGAAAAUCAAAGCUGACGCGUGCAAGGGUUAGUUUCUUUUUUAGUAGUAAAUUUUUUAAAUUUAUUUAAAACACACUUUACUGUAAAUAAUAUGAACUUAUAUUUCUACAAACUGCAUGAUAAAUUAGUGAUUAGUUGCACUUAAAACUGAAAAAAUUACGAACUCAUAAACAAAAAGUGGUACAUUUAAACUGUUUGAUUCUAUAACUACCAUGAAUACAUUACUGACAGUAACAAUGGUUUUUGUAAAAUAAAACAGCCUGAGACGGAAUGGGUAUGUGAAACUAUAGUUUGGUGUUUUCAACUAGGUUUCUUUACUUUAUAUAUAUUUUCAUAGUGAGCAGUAGUCUUAUGUGUUGUUUAUAUUCUUUUUACUAUUUAAACUUAUAGAUCGAAUACCGAUGUUAUGUGAGGCUAAUAAUCAAUUGAUAAAUUAUUAUAUAUUUUAAACGAAAUGUCUUUUCUACACCAUGUAACAGCACAUUAAAUACUUAAUUGUUUCUAACUAAAAUGCAUUCUCAUGUGCGAACAUAGCAAAUCACUCUCUAAAAACUCUGGUCAGUAUAUCACAGUCUAAGUUCACCUGCAGGGCGUGGCCAUAUAAAAACUGUGUAACUUGGAUUUCCAGGUCGAUCUCACACCCGGAAUAUAGUACAGGACGUUUAGCUAUUGAUUUCUCAACUGUCUCUCGUGCCUGGUAGCAAUGUCCACAUAUUGGGUCACUCUGAUAAUUUAGUCUAAUAAAGUAGCCAUGGGUCGCAUAAUCCACAGUCUUCAUUUGAGCCACUAUUAACUUAAUACGACACCAAUGUAUUUCACCAAAGAUAACUUUUGCUCGAACGCGGGCUACGCUAACAGAUUUAUUAAGUGCUUUUUUUUUACCAAAACAAUAAUAUUACGGUUAGUUGAUUCUUCUUUAUUUGUUUUUUUUUAAAAAUUAUUUUAGAGAUGCGUGGCAUUAAACGAAGGGCGAUCUUUGAGAAAGUCAUAAUGACAUGAAUAAAUAUGUCAAGAUAGUUUAUAAGCACUUUCAAUUAAAUGUAGUAAAACGUGAUAAUAUAAGCAUCCAAAAUCUCGCAUUCUGAUAUAGAAAUUAUGCUUAUCAUUUAUUUGUGCGUCUCUUCUUGAUAUUCGACAGAAGGAGAAACCGAUGUUAAACCAGAGGAGCAUCACUAUGAGGAAAUCAAUGACGUCAAUACAUUAACAUAUGACACGUCAACAUGCAAAGAAAUCGCCAAACCUGAACUAAGUGCAUCUUACGUGAACCUUGAGAUUGUGCAACAGGCUUCUGUAUUAUAAAUGUUACGAAUUUUACUCAUUAUAUAAAUGUGUAUAUUCAUAGUGUGAUAUGCUUGUCUGAAAAUGAAUUAGGAUCUAGUAAAAGAAUAUACUGGUGCAUGUAAAUUUUCAUAUGUAGCUAUUUUAUAUCAUGGAUUUUUCUGUAUAUAUAUUUAUUAAGCUUUAAAUACUAACCAAAAUGAAAUGGUUUUCAAUUUAAAAGCGGUUAUUGACAAAGGAGUAAUUACCACAGCUAUUCAGUAUUUGAAUUUUUAUAUUUAUAUUUAUCUUACAUUUUUAAAACACCAUUUAUUUCAUUAAAAAUUAAUUUUAAGAACCACUUAUCAUAUUUUUUUAAAUACAAAAGUGUAUACAACUUUUACAACUUUUAUGUUAAAGUAACUUGGUUAAAACAUUGUAUUAUACAAUAACUGCUUUAAAAAAUAAUUUCUUUUCUUUUUUUUUUUUUAAAUAAAAAUUGACUGCAUUAUUCGUUGCUUUUUAAAUUGUAAGAGAUCAAAACGUGACAAAUCAGUUCAAAUUUAGUAUGAUGCAAAAUACAUGUUUCCAAAAAAUGUUUUAAAUGGCAUCAAGAAGAGAAUAUAUAAUUUCUGAUUUUUACAAUGACAAUCGAAAUAAUUAAGAGAUACAGGAAACAGAUGACGAAAAGUGUAAGGUCUUAUAAAAUGAACUAAAUUGGGUGAAUAUAAUGCUUUCAUUCUUGUAAUAGUUUGUAACAAAUUGAACUGGACGUUAAUUAGAAUACGUGGACUAUUUCAUUAUCAAAUAGCUUUGCAAAAAUAAUAAAUAUC
Lymnaea stagnalis (great pond snail) is the source of this 16150-nucleotide messenger RNA. The record is from the annotation of a GenBank genome assembly. NCBI's taxonomy places the organism in Eukaryota, Metazoa, Mollusca, Gastropoda, Lymnaeidae.